Molecule: messenger RNA, 420 nt
Organism: Naumovozyma castellii
Lineage: Eukaryota; Fungi; Ascomycota; Saccharomycetes; Saccharomycetales; Saccharomycetaceae
Gene: RPA14
Product: DNA-directed RNA polymerase I subunit RPA14
Exons: 1
Coding region: 1-420 (139 amino acids)
Source: RefSeq, a predicted model, not a curated record
AUGUUCAAGGGCACUAGAAGAGCAGCUUUCAACCAAUCCACACCUCUGAAUACCCCAGUGGUUAUUCACACCACCGCGCAACCACAACAUGUCAACAAGGAUGACGUUCUGAAAUUCCUCGAUAAAUUCAUCACAGAGAAGGAAAAUCUAAUACAGAACAGUACAGUGGCCCUGGGCUCGGCAGAAGGUACAGCCGCUGUCGGGGGUGAUGCUGCCACCGCAUUGCUCAGUAUAGACACCACUUUAUCCAGCUCAUUAUCGCAAUUGAAGAGAUUACAGAGAGAUUUCAAAGGUUUGCCUCCUGCUUCAAUGAUCGCCGAAUCUGUAUCCAGUGAAACAAACAAGGAAAGUACUGGCGAAAGUUCAGUGACAAAGAGUGUCACUGGAGGAACAAAGAAAACAUUCAGCGAUGAGGAAUAA